Molecule: messenger RNA, 1393 nt
Organism: Nycticebus coucang (slow loris)
Lineage: Eukaryota; Metazoa; Chordata; Mammalia; Primates; Lorisidae
Product: ret finger protein-like 3
Exons: 1
Coding region: 269-1393 (374 amino acids)
Molecular function (GO): protein binding
Source: RefSeq, a predicted model, not a curated record
CCUAAUUUCUAUGCAUCUCUCCCCUCUGAGACAUAUCCUAAUCUCAGGAACCAUGCACUCAAAAUGGCAACCAUCUUUGGCAGCACUUAUGUCUGUGAACAGACUUUUUCCAGAAUUAAACAUCUAAAAUCUCCAACCAGAUCUAGACUAACUGAUGCACACUUGCAUCACUUGUUACGACUAGCAGUGACAAACAUGGAAAUGGACAUUGACCAUCUCAUUAGCCAAAAGCAGGCCCAUAGUUCCCAUUGAAAUACUGACAGUGGCCAUGGCUGAACUAUUUAAAGAAGGAAGCAAGUGUCCUGCCUGCUUAUCUUACCUUGAAAACCCCGUGUACCUAAAUUGUGGCUACAUCUGCUGCUUCCGAUGCAUCGGCUCACUCCAGAAGGAACCCCGUGGGGAAGGUGUCUCAUGCCCUUUCUGUUCUGUGGUCUCUCAGAAGAAUGACGUCAGGCUCCAUCACCUGCUGAAGAGGAUGGUUUCCAAAGUCAAGAAAUUAGAGCUCCAGCUGAGAGCAAUUCUACACCAGAACCCAAGGAUACUGAAGUUCUGCGUGGACAUGGCUGGACUGUUACAAGAAGCAAGCAAAUGCCCCAUGUGCUCAGCCUAUCUUGAAAAGCCAAUAUACAUGGAAUGUGGAUGCAUCUUCUGCCUUAACUGCAUCUAUUCACUGCAGAUAGAGCCACAUGGGGAGGAUUUAGUUUGCUAUUUGUGCCCCAUGAUCUCUCGGAAAAACAACCUCAGGCCCAACUGGCAGCUGGGAAAGCUGGUUUCCAAGAUCAAGGAGCUGGAACCCCAUCUGACAACUAUUCUACAGAUGAACCCAAGGAUGCAGAAAUUCCAAGUGGAUGUGACCUUGGAUAUUGACACAGCCAACAAGUUCCUCCUCAUUUCUGAUGAUCUCAGGAGUGUCUGCUGUGUGUGCAUCAAAGAGAGUCGACAGGACGUUGCUGAGAGAUUGCAGUUGCCACUUUGUGUCCUGGGUACCCCUCACUUCACUUCUGGCUGCCAUUACUGGCAGGUGGAUGUGGGAAUGAGCGCACAAUGGGACCUGGGAGUUUGUAAAGAAUCUGUUCAGUGGAAAGGAAAGAUCCAACUGACUACAGAUCUUGGAUUCUGGACUGUGAGUCUGAAGGCUGGAGGCUACUCGUUUGCCAACACAAUGCCUCAGACUGCCCUCUGCUCAGAUACCAAGAUCGAGUACAUAGGAUUCAUGCUUUUCCAUUCCUGUGAUGCUUCGCUAAGAAUGAUGUAUUCCACCUCCAUCCAGACCACUCACUCUGGAGGAGGCCCACCAUCAAGUCAUGAGAACCUUCAAUCAAAUAGCGUGUGCGCAGGCCCGUUGGGGGAGGAACUGAAGCCUCCGAGAACUCACCAGUGUGUGAGUGAGUGA